UUAUAGUGGGACUGCGGUGGGCAUUCUGACACUGGGGGGAACUGACUUGGUGUCACUGACAUCCCCAGUGACACCAAUACAGUAAUCAGUGCUAAAAAAAACCACUGACACUGUACUAAUGGCACUGGGCAGGAAGGGGUUAACAUGAGGGGCAUUCAAAGGGUUAACUGUGUGCUGUUUUACUGUAAGCUGUGUCUGUGGUUUCAACUGCAAGCACACUGCUUUGUAUGGCUCUGCUAUGCAGAGCCAUACAAAGCAGUGUUCCGGAGCCAACAGGGGAGAUAACUGUAUUUUUUCCAUGCAUGCCCCCUACCCGGGAAUGCAAAAUCA
Molecule: messenger RNA, 330 nt
Organism: Staurois parvus
Lineage: Eukaryota; Metazoa; Chordata; Amphibia; Anura; Ranidae
Source: the annotation of a GenBank genome assembly